This is a messenger RNA of Teleopsis dalmanni, 4879 nucleotides long. RefSeq names its product guanine nucleotide exchange factor subunit Rich (gene Rich). Lineage: Eukaryota; Metazoa; Arthropoda; Insecta; Diptera; Diopsidae. Gene Ontology annotation, cellular component: Golgi membrane; cytosol; Ric1-Rgp1 guanyl-nucleotide exchange factor complex. Gene Ontology annotation, biological process: intracellular protein transport; retrograde transport, endosome to Golgi. The transcript has 2 exons. Gene Ontology annotation, molecular function: protein binding. The record is from RefSeq and is a predicted model, not a curated record. The coding region runs from base 257 to 4693 and encodes 1478 amino acids.
AAAUAUGAGAGACUUGUUUCUUAUGGUGUGUACCUCAUUCAUUUGUCAAAUUGUGCUAAUUGUAUUUAAUAUAUUUAUAUAAAAGCCACAAAAACCUUAAAAGUACUCAAUGUAAAGGAUAUUAAAAUGAAAUAGAAAAAUUAUAAAGUAUCGAUAGUGCAAAUUAGCAAAACAUCAAGCAGCAAACAAUUUGUGUGGUGAUGUGUUAAUUUUCGUUGUUGUGUUAGUAAAUAUUUUUGUUUAAUUGGGUUUCAGUAUGUAUUUUCCUGUUGGUUGGCCAAAAGCAGUUAAUUUGGCAUUGCCUGGUGAAAGUGCUGUGAUAAAUUACAUAUGCUGCGAUGCUGUUAAAAUAUUGGUAGCUGCUAUAGCAGACGAUUUUCUGGGAAUAUGGUACGCAAAUCCACUGAUACCGAUAUCAUUUUAUCGAAGAAGUGCACAGUCUGUAAUUGAUUUGGGAGUUAAUAAGGUUAUUAUAUGGAAACCGGAUUCAAGACAACUAGCAAUAUUAACUAGCGCUGGAGUUCUGCUGCUAUACCAGAUAGACUUUGACGCUAAUGAAAAUGGUGUGCUUACGCAAACAGAUCCUCCUUCUUUAAACCUUAAAAGAGACUCGGCAGAACUAUUUAUAAAGGAAAAUAUUCCGCGCUUAAGCCUAAAAGAAUUACGGAAUAUUAAAUUCAGUUCAACAGUGUCAACAGUAUGCUGUGUUAGCCUGUCAGAAAUGCUAAUUGCAACCAAAGAUUGUCAUCUUAUUAGAAUUGAAUGGUCAGAUUUAGAUGCGAGCAGUGAUGGUAAUAUCGAGGAACCAAUAUCGUCUAUUAAUCUACGUAAUAUACCAUUUUUUGUAAAUUCAAAUUUUAAUCAAAAAAAUUUACCAGCAAUUGGAAUGAAUUCUUAUGUGUCCACAUUAGAGUAUUCACCUUUUCUUGGUGGAUGUCCAGCAGUUUUUAAUGACAAUCGGGCAGGGUUUAUUAUUGCUAGUCAUUUGCGCUUUGAAGCACAAAACAUGCAUGGUCUUUGGGUACAAGGUGUGGAAGAUGCGACUGUUUGUAGCGUUAAUCAUAAAUUUCGCCUGCUAGCCUUUGGUCGAUGUAAUUCUGAUGUCGCUGUUUAUGGCAUUGAAGAUUUAAAUGGUGGUUUGGAAUAUUCUCAUAAAUUGUCAUUGUCAUCUAGUAUAAUUCCUGGCUUAUUGGGAGCUGUCAAUGAACUAAAAUGGAGCCCAGAUGGUUGUGUAUUAGUUGUGGCCUGGGAAAAUGGUGGAUUUUCACUUUGGAGCACUUUUGGAACGUUGCUUAUGUCAUCAUUUACUUGGGAUUUUGGGUUAAAUAUAGACGUAGUUCGACAAAAUCCAUUACAAAUUAAUCGGCUCGAAUGGUCCACUGAAGGUUACCAGCUUUUUAUGACUUGCAAAUAUGAAUUGUCUGCCAAUAAAGAACCAAAUGACGAUAUAAAUACCAAUGUCUUCCAAUUAAGCUUUGUUAAGAGUACAUUAUCAUUGAACCCUUGUAUGGCAUCACAACCACAUAUUCUAUUGCAAGGUGAUGAUACAAUUUAUUUAAAUCAAGGAGGAAAUCUGGAAAAAAUUUAUUUUGGUUCAAAAUUCACGUUUCCGAAUAAUUCACAUGAAAAAAUUGAUAAUAAAGCUAAUUCUGAAAAUAUGGAAAUAAAGAAAUCUAUUGAUAUUUCCAACAUUCUCGCUGAAAGCAAAUAUUGGUGUAUUCUUCAAUUACCACUUACAUACGCUGCGACAAAUUGGCCAAUUCGAUAUUCGGCUAUUGAUCCACAAGGCUUGCAUAUUGCUGUUGCUGGAAGAACUGGCCUCGCACAUUAUUCAAUGAUUACAAAACGAUGGAAAUUAUUUGGAAAUGAAACUCAAGAAAAAGAUUUCGUUGUAUCUGGCGGUCUUAUUUGGUGGAAUGGAUUUAUAGUUUUAGGUUGUUAUUCGCUUUUGGAUCGAACGGAUGAAAUUCGAUGCUAUCCAGAAGAGUAUAAACUUGAUAAUCAGUUCGGCAACAAAAUCCAAGUGCGUGCUCCUGUUAUAUCGUUAAAUAUGUUUAAUGACCAGCUUAUAGUUCUAACAGCAGACGGUUUUAUUACACUUUUUGCUUUAAAAAAAAUUAACUCUUAUACACUCAAUGUUGAAGUGGCUUACGAUUUGGAUGUAAAAGGUAUGUGUGUGCAUCCAGCUUGUAUCGUUUCGCUUACUGUUACAAACCUUCACAGUGAUGUAACCAAAUCAGUUUCAGUAGGAAAAACUGACGAUACGGCUCAAACCAUUAUUGUAAAUGUAUGUGGACGUAUAAUGAUGAUACAGCGUGAUUUUCGAACCAACGUAAUUAAUUCUAUGAUGGCAUCUUGUUUAGCUUCAUGUGUGGAAUGCUUUUGGUUAUCAAAUGGUGAUGAUAAAAGCCCAAUGCGUGAUUGUUUGUGGCUUUACUCUGGAGCACAUGGAAUGCGUGUUUGGCUACCAAUUUUACCUCCUCCUACGGAACAAAUUCGUGAUGGUCCGCAUCGUCUACAUACGUUUAUGUCAAAACGAAUUAUGCUAACAUUCCCACUUAAACUUUAUCCUUUGGUGAUAUUAUUUGAUAAUGUGAUUGUACUUGGCAUUGAAAACGAAACAACACUUUAUACGAAUGAAAGCCAGUCACAUUUCUCGCUGCCGUUUUGUUUAUUAGAACGGAAAUCCCAGGUGUACUUACAUAAAAUUUUACGCCAACUUAUUAAGAGGAAUUUAGGUUACAGUGCGUGGGAAAUUGCUAAGUCUUGUCGUUCAUUGCCAUAUUUUCCCCAUUCGUUAGAGCUUUUAUUACAUGAAGUACUCGAAGAUGAGGCAACAAGCAAAGAGCCUAUACCAGAUGCGCUAUUGCCAAGUAUACUUGAUUUUAUUAGAGAAUUUCCAGUAUAUUUACAAACUAUUGUUCAAUGUGCUCGUAAAACAGAAAUUGCUCUUUGGCCCUAUUUGUUUGCUAAAGCUGGAAAACCUAAAGAUCUUUUUCAGCAAUGUUUGCAGAGUGAGGAACUGGAUACAGCUGCAAGUUACCUAAUAAUUCUACAAAAUAUGGAACCAUCUCAUGUAAGUAAAAACCAUGCUACGCAGCUUCUUGAUAUUGCUUUACAAAACGGAAAGUGGGAAUUAGCAAAGGAUCUCAUUCGAUUUUUGAAAGCUAUUGAUCCAAAUGAGAUUGAUUCACCUCGAUCGUCACUAAUUGUAAAUUUAAAAAUCGCACCACAAUCUCAAGCCCAAUCACAAGUUAACCAAAAUCCUGAAGUAUUUAAUAUGAUAUUAGGACCAAUUGGAAGGGAGCGAAGUUUUUCAACAACGGUAAUAUCCAACCUGCCAAAAGAAAAAAGAGAAAAAAUUGGUAAUUUACAAACAGCGGCCGGGUCUGUAACGUCAACUUCCGGAAACAUUAUAAGUAAUGAUUCCGGUGUGUUAUCCUCUAAUUCUAAUACAGUUGGGCAAAUUGUAAUGCGUCGGAAAAAUGAGCGUAGCAAUUCAACCAAAGAGAGAAAGGAAACCUUUUGCAUAGAAUCGAUAUUGCAGCGACAUGCACGAACAUUACUGCAACAAUAUAAAUUAAUCGAAUUGGGUUAUAUGUCUGCAUAUCUUGAUUUUCAUUUGGUUGCUUGGUUGUUUCAGGAAGCAGACCAUGCAGCAAAAUUGGAUGAUUACGUUACUACUUUAAUAUGUUUGCACGAACAGCUAAAAUUAUCGAUUCCUUUCUCCCAAACAACUUCAGAAGAAGCUCAUUUGACUACUAACUAUGAUUAUAACCAAUUUCAAACACAGUUUUUAUUAGAUAAUCGGCAAAACUAUCAACGUGCAUCAAGUCACACUUCUGAGUCGGGUUACUUCAGUUUGGCGCUAAUGGAUACUCCUACUAGUAAUAGCAACAGACAGCCAAAAAUGUCGUCCAUAAAACAUAGUGAAACAUUAAAUUAUGUGUCAUCAUCAUCUCAAGCAGCAGUUCAUACAGAUUUCGUGAACUCACGUUCAAAUUCUCAAUUUACUUUAGACAAUUCUGGCUAUAGAGGUCUUUGUUCUCCGCGUAAUGAUGUUCCUGCUAUUUCAUUGGGCUUAGACUGUUUGGAUUGCACUGAUCAUUCAAGAAUCUUACCAGAAAAACUUAGCAUUAAAAUUAGAUAUCUUCUGCAGUUAUUCAUUGAAGCUAACUGCAUUGACUACGCUUUGGUACUUUCAAUACUUCUUCAAGAUGCUGCAUCUAUUGGCCGCAUCAUCAAUGGUGUCAUUCGUUCAGAGUGUUUGGAUACGUGUAUUUGUAUAGAGAAUGCCUUAAAGCAAUUAACGCAGUGGUCAUUCGAACGUGAAUGUUUAUAUCGACCAUUUAUGAUUAUUCUACAGCCUCAAAUUUACUUACUAAAUCAGUAUAUAUUGUCAUCAGCCAAAAGUGGUACCAAUUCAAAUUUAGUUCGAAUGUCGAGUAUUUCUGAUACUUGUCAAGAAGAUGUCGAAGAAAAUGUAGACCUUAAUAAUCUAAUACCAUCAUCUCGCAACUCAAUUGUGAACUCAAAUUGGACGAAGGACGGGUAUCCCUCCGAAAUAAAUCGUUUUAAUAGACAGGCUAGUUUAGACUCAACAAAUAACGCAAACAUUCAAAAUAAUAAUGUAAAAAAGAAUAGUAAGGAAUAUUUAAGUCCAAAUCAGAACAAAGGGUGUGCAGUUAUGUAAUGCGCGUUCAAGAGAGUUUUUAUACCAGCAAAUUAACUUAAGCAAUAAAAUAAUCUCUCACUUUUCUGAAAAAUUAUAUUUAUUCCAGAAGUUCAUCGCAACGAUUUAUUUAAUAAUGUAUUUUAGAAUAAAUAAGUAAUGAUAUUUGUAAUGUAUAUGCAUAAGUUUAUAUGUAAGAUAAGUUGU